Colletotrichum chrysophilum is the source of this 1434-nucleotide messenger RNA. RefSeq lists its product as uncharacterized. The coding region runs from base 1 to 1434 and encodes 477 amino acids. The transcript is spliced from 2 exons. The record is from RefSeq and is a predicted model, not a curated record. NCBI's taxonomy places the organism in Eukaryota, Fungi, Ascomycota, Sordariomycetes, Glomerellales, Glomerellaceae.
AUGGCGCAUCGCGACAUGGAUGUCGUCAUGCCUUGGGAGUGUCGUGAUGUGGAGGACCAGGCCGAAGCUCACUUCAAUGCACCCCUGCGCAGCAAGAACAAGGCACUUACAGACGAGAAUGCCAGGCUCAAGAAGCUGCUUCGCGAGAACGGAAUCUCCUGGUCGCCCGUUUCAGCCAACUACCAGAAGCAUCACCGCCCCAACGGUCGGCGCACCCGGUCUUCCAUCUGCUCCGAGUCUCACGCGUAUCCAUACCUGCCGACCGAAGUGCUGCUGCGAAUUCUGAAGUACUCCUUGACGUCUAACAACCCCAUCAUUGAUCCCUUGUCCAAGCUCAAGCCCGAGAACCUCACUGCUGUGGAGCGUACCCGCGACAAUCAAAUCGCCAUUCACUUCUUGGCUACCUGUAAGGCCAUGUACGAGGAGGGAAGCCGCAUUCUGUGGAACCAAAACAGCUUUGUCUUCACCAACCCCGAUGCAGUCCGCAACUUCGCAGACCUCGACUUCGCCUACCGCAAGAACGUGAAGCACGUCAAUUUCCGCAUCAUAGCACAGUACUUUGACGACAAGAGGCGGAAGCAUAAGCUCGACCGGUCCUACCAUCCGUCUCUCAAGAAUGACGUAACUCUUCGGACUAUUCCCCGUGUCAACGAGCACACCUACGCCCGUGCCGGCUUCCGCUGCUACACAUGGGGCCAGGUGACAGAUUUCUUGCGUGCCCUUCGCGCCCCGUACGACCCCAAGCACGACAAGAAGCUUGUUCGACCUCGGCUGUUCCCCAACCUCGAAUCGCUCCGCAUCGACCUCGUCAACUUCAUGGACGACUUUCUGCCAAUGCCUGGUAGCGACCUCCACGACAUGGCGUCGCAUGAGCUGGGAUGCUCGCUCAACGAGUUGCAAGUGACUGGAUUGCCGAUAGAUGACGCGGGCAGCAAGGCGACAGCGGAGCUUACCGGACUGCUCAGAGACGAGGGUCUUUUCUUGGCCGGCUUGCCUUCAUUCGUCCAGCUGAAGAACAACUUCAAGGCCCUCUCUGGCAUCUCCAGCUGCGCGCGUGUUGUGAGGGCUUGGAAGACGCUGAAGCCCAAGAAGACUGAAGGAGACGCUGACGAUCACGACUCGGACUCGGACUUGGACUUUGACGACCACCAUCACCCCCGUGAGCCCAUCAUGCCUCCUGCGCCACGGGAAACGGGUCACCCAAAGUCAACUCCUAGCCGCAAGGAUCUCACGAUCUGGAAGCGAGUCCCUAAGACUAGAGACGGAGACGAGCGCCAGUGGACUGAGUUCUGUCGUAGCAGCGGCUACCCCAUGGAGGACGUCGAGGAGUACAUGAGUGACGACGAGCUUGGUGUCUGCCCUUGCUGCGGAGAGCCCCAUCCUAGUUUGUUGGAGCUUCUCGAGAUGGAGGGCGACGAUGAUGACGAGCUUUGA